GAGUGUGUGUGUGUGUGCUCUCCCUCUUCCCUUUUUACAGGCAAUCAGAUGAAGGCUGGAAAGAAAGGGAGAAAGACACAAAGCAAGUGCGGAACAUCUCCAUAAAGAGAAAGAAGGAAAGCAAGAUUUCUAAGCAAACCGGGAGAGCAGUUGUCAAUAUUUUAAAAUAAUUAAAUUUUAUUUUAAAAAAAAAAAAUAUAUAUAUAUAUAUAUAUCUAUAUAAUUUUUCCUGAAGAUUUUUUUUUUUUUUUUUAUCCAGAAGAUCUGAAUAUAUCCACACACGUUUUAUAUAUCUUGCUUUCGCACAUUGGUGUGAAAAGGCUUUUUCAAAGCAGGGAUCUGGGGGAUUGGGUAGCUGUUAGCAGGAGCUUUGCACAGACGGGUGAUUCAGUAUGUCUCUUGGAAGAAGCAGCAGCACUGCGACUGGCACAACGUCGGCAAAAGCUGGACUCUGGGUUGUGUUGUUGGGAACCCUGUUUGGAAGCAAUGCCAGUGCCUGCCCAGCACUCUGCACUUGCAGUGGCACCACUGUGGAUUGCCACGGACUAGGGAUCAAAGCCGUGCCCAGGAAUAUUCCAAGGAACACUGAGAGGCUGGAGCUGAAUGGAAACAACAUCACACGCAUCAACAAAAAUGACUUUUCUGGACUGAAAUACCUCAGAGUAUUACAGCUGAUGGAAAACCAGAUUGGAGUGAUCGAGCGCGGAGCAUUUGAUGACAUGAAGGAGCUAGAGAGGCUGCGCCUGAAUCGGAAUCAGCUCCACAUGUUCCCAGAGCUGCUGUUCCAGAAGAACGCGGCUCUCUCCCGACUUGACCUGAGCGAGAACUUUAUCCAGGCCAUCCCCAGGAAGGGGUUCCGAGGAGCCACUGAUAUCAAGAACCUGCAGCUGGACAAAAACCAGAUCACCUGCAUUGAGGAUGGAGCCUUCCGGGCGAUGAGAGGGCUGGAGGUCCUGACCCUGAACAACAAUAACAUCAGCAGCAUUCCCGUCUCCAGCUUCAACCACAUGCCCAAGCUCCGAACCUUCCGCCUACACUCCAACAGCCUACACUGUGACUGCCACCUGUCCUGGCUUUCUCAGUGGCUGAGGCAGAGACCCACCAUUGGGCUGUUUACCCAAUGUAGCGGCCCGACACAACUGCGUGGUCUCAAUGUGGCCGAGGUCCAGAAACACGAGUUUGCCUGCCCAGCACAUGCGCAGUCUCCACAUUCACAGCCCUGUAGCCUGCUGGCCGGAUCCUGUCCAGCCAUGUGCACCUGCAGCAACAACAUUGUGGACUGCAGAGGAAAGGGGCUGACUGCUAUCCCAGCCAACCUGCCCGACAGCAUGGCCGAAAUACGUCUGGAACAGAAUGGGAUUAAGUCAGUCCCACCAGGAGCCUUUUCCCCCUACAAGAAGCUGCGCAGAAUAGACCUGAGUAACAACCACAUCUCUGAGAUUGCACCCGAUGCCUUCCAAGGACUGCGCUCUCUCAACUCACUGGUCCUUUAUGGAAAUAAAAUCACAGACCUACCCAAAGGUGUUUUUGAUGGACUGUAUGCCUUGCAGCUAUUGCUGCUGAACGCUAAUAAGAUACACUGUGUCCGUGCUGAUGCCUUCCAGGACCUGCAGAACCUAUCCCUGCUCUCGCUCUACGACAACAAGAUCCAGACUCUGGCCAAGGGGACCUUCGCCGCACUGCGCGCUGUGCAGACUCUACACCUGGCGCAGAACCCAUUUAUCUGUGACUGUAAUCUGAAGUGGCUGGCAGACUACCUGCGCUCCAACCCCAUCGAGACGAGCGGAGCGCGCUGCGCCAGCCCCCGGCGCCUCGCCAACAAGCGCAUCGGCCAGAUCAAGAGCAAGAAGUUCCGCUGCUCUGCUAAAGAACAGUACUUCAUCCCAGGACUGCACCACAAUAACUGCACUGAGGACACACGGCUCAACAAUGAGUGUAACAGUGACACAGUGUGUCCACCAAAGUGCCGCUGUGAAGCCAACGUGGUGGACUGCUCCAACCUCCGCCUCACCAAGAUCCCUGAGCACAUCCCACAAUCCACUGCUGAGCUACGUCUGAACAACAAUGAGAUUGCAGCUCUGGAGGCGACAGGCAUCUUCAAGACUCUCUCACAGCUCAAGAAAAUUAACCUGAGUAACAACAAGAUCACAGAGAUCGAGGACGGAGCAUUUGAGGGCGCCAUCGCUGUUAACGAGCUGCACCUGACUGCCAACCAGAUGGACUCGGUGCGGAGCGGCAUGUUCCGUGGGCUGGAGGGGCUGCGCACACUGAUGCUGAGGAACAACCGCCUCAGCUGCGUCCACAACAGCAGCUUCACUGGGCUGCGCAACGUGCGUCUCCUCUCGCUCUACGACAACCAGCUCACCACCAUUACCCCUGGGGCUUUCGACACCCUGCAGUCUCUCUCCACACUGAACCUGCUGGCUAACCCCUUCAACUGUGACUGCCGGCUGGCCUGGCUUGGGGACUGGCUGAGGACCAGGAAGAUUGUGACUGGCAACCCGCGCUGCCAGCGCCCUGCCUUCCUCAAGGAGAUCCCCCUGCAGGACGUGGCCUUCCUGGAUUUUCGCUGCGAGGAGGGCCAGGAGGAGGCGAGCUGUGUGCCACGACCCCAGUGCCCCAGCGAGUGUACCUGCCUGGAGACGGUGGUGCGCUGCAGCAACAAGCACCUCAGAGCCCUGCCCAGGGGCAUCCCCAGGAAUGUGACCGAGCUGUAUUUGGAUGGAAACCAGUUCAGUAUUGUGCCAAAAGAGCUUUCUUCCUUUAAAUACCUUCAGCUUGUGGAUCUCAGUAACAACAAAAUCAGCUCACUGACGAACUCAUCCUUCACCAACAUGAGCCAGCUCACAACGCUGAUCCUGAGCUACAACUCCCUGCGCUGCAUCCCAGUCCUGGCAUUCAGGGGCCUGCGCUCCCUCCGUCUGCUGUCUCUCCAUGGCAACGAGGUGUCUGAGCUGCUGGAGGGGAUAUUCAGUGAUGUAGCAUCUCUCUCUCACCUGGCAAUCGGAGCAAACCCCCUGUACUGCGAUUGUCGCCUGCGCUGGCUGUCUGACUGGGUGAAGACUGGCUACAAAGAGCCAGGGAUCGCACGUUGCACAGGGCCGGCUGGCAUGGAGGGCAAACUGCUUCUCACCACGCCAGCCAAGAAGUUUGAGUGCCAGGGUCCGAUAGACCCUGCUGUCCUGGCCAAGUGCAGUCCCUGUACCUCGAACCCGUGCCACAACCAGGGCACCUGCCAGAGCGACCCCGUGGAGGUUUACAAGUGUACCUGCUCACCAGGAUUCAAGGGGAAGGACUGUGAGACAGCCCUAAACGCCUGCAUCAGCAACCCCUGCGCUAAUGAGGGAACCUGUCAGCCCAGCCCGGGGGAGAGCGGAGGAUACACCUGCACCUGUCCGCAGGGGUUCAAGGGUCCAGCCUGUGAGGUGAAUCUCGACGACUGUGAGGACAACGACUGUGAAACCGGAGCCACCUGUGUGGACGGAGUCAACAACUACACUUGCCUGUGCCCCCCUUAUCACACUGGUGACCUGUGUGAGGAGUUGGAAGAUGUCUGCUCUCCUGGAAGGAACCCGUGUCAGCAAGGCUCUAAGUGCGUGGUCACUGCCUCGGGACCCAAGUGUGAGUGUGCGCCUGGCUUCGUGGGUGACGACUGCAGUGUGAGCUAUGAUGACUGCGUGCAUCAUCGCUGUCAGAACAUGGCUAGAUGUAUCGAUGAGCUCAAUGGCUACACCUGUCUCUGUGCUGAGGGCUACAGCGGCCAGCUCUGUGAGUUUCCCUCACGCUCCCUCAUUCCCUCCUCUCCCUGUGAACUGGUUGAAUGUCAGAACAGCGCCCCCUGUGUAGAGCGGGGAGGGCGUGCGCUGUGCCAGUGUCUGCCAGGCUUCGGGGGGCCACGCUGUGAGAAGCUGGUGAGCGUUAACUUCGUGGACCGAGACUCUUAUCUGCAGCUGAGUGACCUGAAGAACUGGCCCCACGCUAACAUCACUCUGCAGGUCUCCACAGCAGAGGACAAUGGGAUCCUGCUCUAUAAUGGGGACAAUGACCACAUCGCUGUGGAGCUCUACCAGGGUCACGUCAGGGUCAGUUAUGACCCGGGCAGCCAGCCCAGCCACGCCAUCUACAGCACUGAAACCAUUAACGAUGGACAGUUCCACACAGUGGAGCUGGUGACCUUUGACCAGAUGGUGAACCUUUCGAUUGACGGAGGCGCCCCGAUGACCAUGGACAGUUUCGGAAAGCUACACCCCCUGAAUGGAGAGGCACCGCUAUACGUGGGGGGUAGGGGGCCUCUGCAGAUACCUCCUUCUACCACAGGAAUGCCGGUCGAUGUGAACGCUGCUGCCUUCCGGCUCUGGCAGAUCCAGAACGGCUCCAGCUUCCACGGCUGCAUCCAGAACCUGUACAUCAACAACGAGCUGCAGGACUUCACCAAGACCCAGAUGAAGCCGGGCGUGGUGCCAGGCUGUGAGCCCUGCCGCAAGAUCUACUGCCUUCACGGCAUCUGCCAGCCCGACGGUGCCACGGGACCCGUGUGCCACUGCCAGCCAGGCUGGAGCGGAGUGCACUGUGACCAGCCUGCCAGCAACCCCUGCCAGGGCAACAAGUGUGUCCAUGGCACCUGCGUGCCACUCGACAUGCUGUCCUAUCGCUGUGAGUGCAAGGAGGGAUACCGCGGUGCCCUGUGUAACCAACAGGUGGAGCUCUUUAACCCCUGCAAUAAACUGCAAUGUAAACACGGGGACUGCCAGAUCUCAGACGCAGGGGAGGCCUACUGUCACUGUGACAGCGGCUACAGUGGGGACCUCUGUGACACAGAGUCGGAAUGCCGAGGGGAGGCAGUGAGGGAUUACUACCAGGUGCAGCGCGGCUAUGCCAUCUGCCAGACCACACGCAUGGUGGCGUGGGUAGAGUGCAGCGGGGCGUGUGAGACGGGUGCCUGCUGCAGCAGCCAGCGCAUGAAGCGCAGGAAAUACACCUUUGAGUGCAGCGACGGGACCUCCUUCACAGAGGAAGUGGAGAAGACCAUCAAGUGCGGCUGCACGGGGUGCAUGUAGUGUAGCCUGAGGAGCCACACACAUAUACAUUAUAUAUAUAUAUAUAUAUAUAUAUAUAUAUAUAUAUAUAUAUAUAUAUAUAUAUAUAUAUAUAUACAUAUACAUACAGUGCCUUGCAAAAGUAUUCAGACCCCUGACCAAUUCUCUCAUAUUACUGAAUUACAACUGGUACAUUGAAAUUUCGUUCUGUUUGAUAUUUUAUUUUAAAACACUGAAACUCAAAAUCAAUUAUUGUAAGGUGACAUUGGUUUUAUGUUGGGAAAUAUUUUUAAGAAAAAAAAAAAAAACAUUUGUAAUUCAGUAAUAUGAGAGAAUGGGUCAGGGGUCUGAAUACUUUUGCAAGGCACUAUAUAUAUAUAUAUAUAUAUAUAUAUAUAUAUAUAUAUAUAUAUAUAUAUAUAAAAAUGGACAGCAAUGUUUGUAAAAUAGGGACAUUACCUCCCUUCCUGGGGAGUUUGAAACAAGAAAACUACACAAAAACACACACAAAAAAAAAACAGAAAAAAACAAAAAAAGCCAUUGCGUCUACAACAUUUUUAAAGAAUCAAGGGAAAUGCAAGUAUUGAUGUGUUUCAUUCAGAAAGACUGUCCUACUGUCACACAUACACAGUCUAUUCAUCUUACUCCUUUAGCCCAGAGUCAGAAACAUGGCUGCCCUACAGUGUAGGGGCUACAUUCAAAGCAUGACCAGCAGGAGUACUGAAGCACGAGCAGAAAAUCAACAAGUAUUUAACACAGAGCAAGGUGGAUCUAAGAGACAAGGAGUGUAGGUUAAAAUCAUAGAGUUCUCUCCAAGGAUUUACAUGCAAACAUACAUACACACAUACAGAGCUGAUGAGUUCUUGUAUCAAACUGCCCUUUAGGGGCUUCACAACAAAAAGACAGUCUCAGCAAACUCUGUGCAUUCCUGUCUGCAUUUUCCCAGGCUGGCUCUGGCCGGCUGUGCCACUGCCCAUGACAGAGAUGAGUGCUUCACUGAACGAGUCGCAUAGCAAGUGCAUUAUUUCAUUAAGCCAAGCCCUCUCCUCAAUCUGAGUGUAACUGGAUCUUUGCCUGCAGUAUUACUUGUGCAAACUAUUGCAUGUGUGGAAGAUUUUACAGAUGAAUAUGUAGAGCUUUUUUUUUUUUUCUAAAACAAAAAAAGGGUGCAGAAUAUUUGUUUUUAUGUUUUGUUUUUGGUUUAUUUUGUAUUAUUUUUGCUUAUGUUUUUUUUCUGAUGUAACCUAACUCCUUUUGUCCUCUCUUUAUACAAAAAUGCCUAACAGAUUCUAAUAUAUAUAUAUAUUUGUAUUUCAGUUUGGUAUAGUAUUUUUAUAUGUUGAGUAAAUCAGUGUUUUCUGGAAGCUUCUGUAGGAAACAGCAAUCUCACAUUGGAUUGGUUCCCUAGGUGUUUUCGUUCGUUCGUUUGUUUGUUUUCUCCACUCACUCGAACAAGCCGGUUUGUGUUUGGUAAGGUAGCCAAUGGUUGGCCUUGAUCUAGAGGAGGCAGUAUUGUUCUAGGAAAAACGUUUAAUAUUGUAUAUGUUGUCUUCCAUGUGAAUAUUACAUCGAAUUCAUUCAAA
This is a messenger RNA of Acipenser ruthenus (sterlet), 6619 nucleotides long. Its product is annotated as slit homolog 1 protein-like. Gene Ontology annotation, molecular function: heparin binding; Roundabout binding; calcium ion binding. The transcript is spliced from 38 exons. Gene Ontology annotation, biological process: axon guidance; negative chemotaxis. NCBI's taxonomy places the organism in Eukaryota, Metazoa, Chordata, Actinopteri, Acipenseriformes, Acipenseridae. The record is from RefSeq and is a predicted model, not a curated record. Bases 393 to 5057 code for a protein of 1554 amino acids.